Ichthyophthirius multifiliis is the source of this 1200-nucleotide messenger RNA. RefSeq lists its product as hypothetical. Lineage: Eukaryota; Ciliophora; Oligohymenophorea; Hymenostomatida. The record is from RefSeq and is a predicted model, not a curated record. The transcript is spliced from 2 exons. Gene Ontology annotation, cellular component: mitochondrial matrix. Gene Ontology annotation, biological process: tricarboxylic acid cycle; carbohydrate metabolic process.
AUGCGCGGAAUAUCUGCAAUUUUUUAUGACUAAUCAAUUGUAGAACCUUAAAAAGGAGUAUUAAUACGAGGUUAUACACUUUCAGAGCUAAAAUAAAAGCUUCCAAAGCGCAAAAAAGAUUCAAAUAAUGACCAAGAACCGCUUCCUGAAGGAAUUUUUUUUCUUCUUUUAACUGGUUAAAUUCCCACGUUUGAAUAAGUAGAACAAGUAAGACAAGAAUGGGAUGAAAGAGGAGAAAUAUCUGAUGAAUUGUAAAAAUUUAUACAAAGUUUAGAUAAUGAUUUACAUCCAAUGACAAUGCUUUCGUUAAUAAUAUUGCACGAAUAGCGUAAAUCGAAAUUUUCGUGUUUAUAUCAAGAUUAGAAGUUGCAUAAAGAAAAUUAUUGGGAAUAUGUAUAUGAAGAUUCAGUUGAUUUAAUAUCAAAAUUACCAAGGAUAGCAUCUAUUAUUUAUAGAAAGAAAUAUAAAAAGGAAAUUAUUUGCCAAAAUUAUGGCAUUGGAUUUGAUUGGGCUGAAUAAAUGGCAUUUAUGAUGGGAUUUGAAGAUAAUUAUGUCGUAAAUGAGUGCUUUAGAGCAUUUUUGAGUCUUCAUUCAGACCAUGAAGGGGGUGAAGUUUCUACUCAUGCUUCUCAACUUGUAGGCUCGGCUUUAGGUGACCCUUAUUUGGCUCUUUCGAGUGCUUAUAAUGGAUUAGCUGGGCCUCUACAUGGACUUGCUAAUUAAGAAGUUUUAAAAUGGAUUCUGUAGUUUGCUUAAUAAUACGGAUAUAAUCCUACAGAUUAAUAAAUUGAAUAUGUUGUAGAUUUUAAUAUUAAAAAUGGAAGAGUUAUUCCAGGGUACGGACAUACUGUACUUAGAGUAACUGAUCCUAGAUUUACACGUUUUUAAGAAUUUUCACAAUUAUAUUUAAAAGAUAAUGAAAUGAUAAAACUUGUUCAUUAGUUUAGCAUAGUAAUCCCUUAAUGUCUUAAAAAAUAUAAAAAUAUUAAUAAUCCUUAUCCUAAUGUUGAUGCACAUUCAGGAGCUUUACUUUACUCACUUGGAAUUAAAGAAUUUUAAUUUUAUACAGUAAUUUUUGCAGUUUCUAGAAGUUUGGGAAUACUUUCGAAUUUGGUUUGGUGUAGGGCGUAUGGUUUGCCGAUUUUAUAUCCUUAAUCUUGUGAUUUAAAUUAUUUGAAAUAAAUUUUCGAUAAGUAAUGA